UAUAACUGUCAAUACUCCACGCCCGCCACGAAAAUUUUCUCUCUACCACUCCUUUCCUUUUCCAAUUUUCCUCCCUAAUCUUCCCUGUAUACCACUGAUUUUCUUCUCUCUUUACUUCCCCUCCAAAACAAACAAAAUAGAUCCAUUGAAAAAAUUACUUCCCGCGGUACCUCCGGCUCCGGUGGAACAACUCUUCUCGGGCGCCAAUAAAAUGGAGUCUAUUCUGGAGGAAAAUGGGAAGUCCUCCAACUGGCUUUUUGAUUACACAUUACUUGAUGAUAUUCCAGUCCCCUGCGGCGACCUCCCUCCUCUUGAACCUAACACCUUUCACUGGACUCAACCACAUAAUGCUUUCGUCCCUCCUACCUCUCUCAGUGCGGAAUUUGACGACUCUUUUGGAAAUUCUGAUGGUGUGAGGGAGUUGGGCUCAAGGAAGAGGAUGAGGUCUGGAACUUGUGGUGCAUCUGAUUCCAAAUCCCACAAGGAGAAAAUCCGCAGGGAUAAGCUGAACGACAGGUUCCAAGAAUUGAGUUCCAUCCUCGAACCUGGAAGGCCACCAAAAAUGGAUAAGGCUGUUAUAUUGAGUGAUGCUGUUCGCAUGGUGAUUCAUAUACGGGAAGAAGCCCAGAACCUGAAAGAAUCAUACGAAAGUUUGCAAGAGAAGGUUAAUGAAUUAAAGGCCGAGAAAAAUGAGCUUCGAAGCGAGAAGUUGAAGCUAAAAACAGAGAAAGAGAAACUUGAGCUUCAGGUGAAAGCAUUGAGCACCCUCCCACCAGGAUAUUUACAUCACCCCCAUCCAAUUCCCGCACCAUUUGCAGCCUCACUUCCAGUUGUUGGCCGCAAGUUGGUGCCUUACGGUGGAUACCCUGGAAUUCCAAUGUGGCAAUACAUGCCACCUACCGCUGUUGAUUCUUCAGAGGGUGACGCUCUUCCUCCAGUUGCUUGAGUUUUGGUCGUUCUGCUUGAGUUCUGUGUCGACAAAAUUGUUGACAUUUCUUUUUCUCAAGGAUUUUUGAGGCUGGUGAUGUAGACAGAUGAUGAUUAUUUUGGAGAAACUAACAACUUCUAUUGACUCCUAAAAUAACGGUUGUACUUGUUAACAAAACCAGAUAAUUUUGCUGUUUCAGUAA
Messenger RNA from Olea europaea var. sylvestris, 1130 nucleotides. RefSeq names its product transcription factor bHLH115-like. Gene Ontology annotation, biological process: intracellular iron ion homeostasis; regulation of DNA-templated transcription. Gene Ontology annotation, molecular function: protein dimerization activity; DNA-binding transcription factor activity. The record is from RefSeq and is a predicted model, not a curated record. Lineage: Eukaryota; Viridiplantae; Streptophyta; Magnoliopsida; Lamiales; Oleaceae. Bases 212 to 946 code for a protein of 244 amino acids. The transcript has 5 exons.